AUGAAGGACUUUCCCAACUAUGAGAAAAGCGUCCAUGAAGGUCUCCAGCAUAUCUACGACACCCUCUUGUCAUUGAAAAACAAUCGUGCUCAUUAUAUUAGUCUGAAGCAAGUGUACACGAUUUAUGAUCAAUUUCUCACCUUCUUGAAAGAUUUAAGAGUGGCAAGAAAGGAUGAAGAACUCAAGGGGAUGACAUUAAACCUUCCUAACGUCAACGAUAAACUCAUAGAUGACAUUUGGCAACUUGUUUCUUUGUGUUUCGUUACUUGUGGUCUCACAAAAUUUGCCCCCGCAACCUACUCUUCACUCUCCACCGUCUAUAAACUUCUUCUUCAUCUCAAGGGAUGCCAGGUGUACACUAAGGCGGAUCUCAAGCCCAUAAAUCACCGGCUUGACGAAAUCCGCCAGAUUUUGGACCAAAGUUACCAAGACGACGAACAGGAAGAGAACUCCAACCGAAGCGAAGAGUACCUUUUACUCCGUUAUAAGCUCAAGAAAUGCCAGGACCUUUACUCCGAAUUGGAGGCAGCCAUCAAGCUGAUUCCCACAGACCUCCAACCGGUUUAUAGCGAGUUGUUGGCGAUUCGUAAAGGUCUUCUCAACUAUGUCACUGCCGCGGAACCCGACGAGGCUACACUCUCGGAGCUCAAAGACCGUCUUAAGAAGGUGGAACAGCAACGUGAUGAAGAAGGAAAAUUCCACUCUGAGCUUGUCAGUGCCGGCAAAUUAUUGCCCAACCAGAUGGUGUUGGAUGGAUUAUUGGACGAUUGUAACAAUAUUAUCAAUGAUUUAUCGGUGGAGAAAAACAAAGAUAUCAACAGUCUUUUCGAAAAAUUAUCGCUCAGCGAUGAAGACAAGGAUGCAGUUACCAAGCUCAAAAGCAUGUAUUGGCGUCUUUUGGAUAUAAAGCAGACUCUCGAAAGCUUACUCGUAACCAGAAGAUGGACGCUUCGUGAAACGGAUUUGUACACUUACCAAAAACAUUUGAAGGAGAUCGAAGAAGAGCGAACCGCCCUCGAAUUGACCCCUGCUACUCAGAAAGACAAGAACGUCAAGAAACUUCAAAUUGUCAUUAUUUAUCUCUUGCGAAGAUGUUACUCACUCAUUUACAAGCUCCUUGAAUCCCUGGAGCCAGUGCUGGAGUCGCUUCAGCCCAUACAUAACCAAUUGCUGACGGUAAGGCGGUGCUUGCUUGAAUUGAAAAGGAUUGACGGACUCAACAAUUUGCGAGAAUUAUAUCCGUUUCAAUUUAAAUUGGCAUCUCUUGACAACCUUCGUCGGGAUGGAAAGUUCAUUGUCAACAAUCAAAUACCAGAGGGCCAGGGAACAUUGAAUGCGUUACUUGCAGAGUGCUUUGAUAUAUUGCAUGAGUUGAAAAUUGAACUUGAAGAAAAGGAGGAUAAUAGAAACAGUUCCGAAGAAGAUGUCACCGACGAAGAAGACAAGAUGAGCGACGACGAAGUCGAAUUGAAACGCAGCCGGUUUGUGGGGUUCAACGAAGCAGACUACGAUCGAGCGUCGCAGUCAUCGUGUGUAAGUGAUUCUGAAUACGUGAGCGACUCUGAGUAUGAAGGCAAUGACUACUAUUAA
This is a messenger RNA of Meyerozyma guilliermondii ATCC 6260, 1590 nucleotides long. RefSeq lists its product as uncharacterized. The record is from RefSeq and is a predicted model, not a curated record. The coding region runs from base 1 to 1590 and encodes 529 amino acids. Lineage: Eukaryota; Fungi; Ascomycota; Pichiomycetes; Serinales; Debaryomycetaceae. The transcript has a single exon. Gene Ontology annotation, cellular component: nucleus; cytoplasm.